Penaeus monodon (black tiger shrimp) is the source of this 4009-nucleotide messenger RNA. RefSeq lists its product as uncharacterized. Gene Ontology annotation, biological process: cell surface receptor signaling pathway; G protein-coupled receptor signaling pathway. NCBI's taxonomy places the organism in Eukaryota, Metazoa, Arthropoda, Malacostraca, Decapoda, Penaeidae. The record is from RefSeq and is a predicted model, not a curated record. Gene Ontology annotation, cellular component: membrane. Gene Ontology annotation, molecular function: G protein-coupled receptor activity.
CGGAGACAUCAUUCAGCAACUCCCACCUCUCGCUCGCCCACUGUCGCUCAGUUGCCUGUGGAGCUUGUUCGGAGAGAGACUGUGGAAGAAUGCACUCGAAGAAAAACUGGAUUCACAAGUUGUAAUUAUUUUGAUUACGCCAUCAUAUAUAUAAAAAAGAGUGUUGAUAAAAAAGGAAAAAAAAAAGCAUGAGUGUGUCCCAUGAUAUGUCUAGAGGAACUCCAGAUAUUUGACCACCAAGUGAAAUCUUCUGUGGUUGGUUUGAACAUUACAACUGGUAUGAAAUUGUAGAGUUUGAUACACUAAACACAGUGUCGCAAAGUGAUUAAAAAAUGUUAACGACAGUGAUAGCAUGUUUGAUGAUUUUCACCGUUGGACAAGCCUUGCCUAAUUUACUGGUAGUCUCUGACGUAUCAGUCCAAAAUGUCACAAUACGGUUAACAACCCAGGGUGUACUCCCUACAACACCAGGACUUUAUGCAUCCAGUAUUGAAGACUCGGUCUCACUGAAAGAAGCUAAUCACGCUGGUGUGAUUCCCAUCGUCCCACGACCGUCGUCUCACAAAAUCUCUCGUGAAGAACCCGGGUGGAUCACGACAGACCCGCCACACCUGGGAGAGUCAGCCGUCAACUUUUCAACCGAUGUGCCUGAUCUCAACUUCGGCACUCGUUCACCCUUCGUCUCCGAAGAUAUAAGUACGACUUGGGAUCCUGAUAUAACUACAGAUGUGGUUACGACUGUCAGUGAUGAGACAAGAGAUACCAUGACGAAGGAGGCAGUGGAAGGCGUCAGCAAGCGAGGGACAGUCGUCAACUGCUUCUGCGACGCCGACGAAGUUUAUGUCGAUGGCGUUUGUCAUCCAUAUCCAGAGGGAACUGUGAUUCAAAUGAAGAUUGUAAGGCACAGUUCUAAAAUUGCCCUGACACCCAUUACAGAGAAGCGAGUGAUAAUAGAAGACCUGGAGUGCGACACAGAAAAUGGAGUCAGAAUGCUUACUUUCUCAGGAGGAGAGUUUACACUAAGAGACCGCGGUGACAUUGUGCUUUCGAAAGAAGUUGGGGAACUUGGUGGUCUCCGCAUCAGAGAUUACUGCAUUACUCACUCUUUGGAUGAACACAGAAAACUCACCUGGACCGUAAAGGUCUGUGUGAACCCGCCAAAUAUACCACGAUGCUGUCCACCAGGCCAAGCCAUGAAGGACAAUGUGUGUCGGCCGGAUCGUACUCCAGAGCCUCUGGCACCCCCGAUCUCUGCAGAUCCAUAUGGUCCAGCUAUAUCAUGGCCCCUUAUCAAGACCUAUGAAAAGCCCCUCCACUGUAGUGUGGAACCCAUGAAGGCUCUACCGUUGACACCCCGAGUCUCCUACUUAGCAUCGCACGCCAGGGGCUUGCUCCACACAUGGAACGCUGAAGAGACUGAUAACAAGUUUCAGUACAGAUUCGAUCACGAAUUCUGCGUUGACGGGAGGCAGAAUCUCGAUGGAUCGGCGUCUUAUUCAGUAAAGGUGUGUUUCGAAAGUCCUAUAGAGCAGCAUCAAAGACUGUGUACCGAAAACGUCUGUGUGCGAAAAUGCUGUACAAUGGGAGAAAUAAUGGAUAAUUAUUUGCACCUGUGUGUUCCGAGUCCAGCGGCAGAGUUUGCACCGCGCAUGAACACCACAUACAACCUCGUGAUAGGCAGACCCAUAUGUAACCCUUCCACACCCAUUACAGAUUUCCUCUUGUCACCCGACACGGGGCAUCUCGCCACAUGGAACACAGUCUUACCACCGAGUGACUACUGCAUUGACAAGUUUUCUGAUCGAGAGGGCAGGAUAAGUGACGGUGCCUUAGCAUGCAUCAAUUUGCCAAGUAAAUGGGAGAGGGCCCAGAAUAUCGUGUUCCCAGUCUGUAUGACCAUUUCCCUGGUCUUCCUCCUUGUUAUCGCCGUCUGUUAUUGCGCAACACCAAUAAUAUUAAAUAAUACAGGAUGGUAUCACUUGUGUCAUGUGGUGUCACUCAUCAUUGCAUAUUUCUCGUCAGUCAUAGAGUUUUUCAACAGCGCCCUGCAGCCGAUAAGCUGUAUCGGAUUUGCCAUGUUAAAGCAGUUUGGAUAUCUGUCAGCAUUCUUCUGGCUCAGUGUCCUUUGUUUUGAUGUUUGGCGAACAUUCAGGGGCCUCAACAACAGACUGCGUCCACCUCGGCCCAUCCCUCCGUGUGUCUACCGUGUUUAUGCCUGGGGUGGACCUCUUGUGAUAUGUUCAGUCACAUUGGGUUUGCAGUAUGUGGAUGCAGCAGACGUUCCUUGGCUCAUUAAACCACAUCUAGGGGAUUACAAGUGCUGGUUUGCAGCGGGGAUGGAACAGCUUGUAUUUUUCUACCUGUAUAUUGCCAUCCUGUUAUUUGCCAACUGUCUCUUUAUUGGCCACACGUACUGGAUCAAGAGAAAAAUGGAUGAAAGUUUGGCGGCUCUUAGAGCUGACAAAAACGGAAAUGGCAAGAAAACUGCACCAGUUGUCCACAGCAAAAGGAACUACUAUUCUGAAUUCAAAACAAAGUUCUUGUUACUGGCUCUCAUGUCGAGCUGCUGGGUGGCAGAAGUUCUGUCUUGGCAAAUUAAACCAGCAGAGAUUUGGGCUCUCACCGAUAUAUUGAACACACUCCAGGGUUUCUUCAUAUUCGUCGUUUUCAUGCAAGACAGACAGAAACGGCAACACCUCAAAGAGAAAUUCCCGAACCUUUUCAAAAUUUUCGAGAACUUCUUUAGUAAACUGAAGCAUUUUUUUAGAUGUUCUCCCUGCUCAGUAGGAACGUUCUCGCCGUACACCUACAUCUCAACACUCAAUAAAAAGCCCUCCUCGUCAUCCAUUGUCUCAAAUCUCCUGACUCUUAUAUCCUCCAUCAAAACCUCCAUAACUGUAUUCAACGUAGAUAAUGGCAAGCGCUCCCCACAAAGACCCGAGUCAUUUGGCAGUGACAAUGACAUCAUUACCCUUUCACACACUCCCAUAUCGCAAACGAGUGUCAGCAACGUGUCCCGUUGUUAGCGAACAAGGUGCAAGGCUCUCUGGACUUACAUGAGCCAAGUUACAGAAAAAAAAUGGUUAGAUUAUAUUUUUUGGCCAGAUAUCAUUAUCUGUUAGUAUUUUCUAAAUUGCGAAUGUUAUUUACAGUUCUUCCCCACGCGGAAUUUCCUGAACACUAGUUAUUGACCAAAAUGUUAAAAUUUACAUUUGCCAUAUUAUUUAAAUGAACUCUCAACGAUAGACUCCAGUAUACUAAUACAAAACAUAAAACGAUUAAAUAAAUAUCUUACUAAAUUAGGAAAACUAAAAUUAAUUAACUCAAAUGAUGCUUUGUUUAUGUUCUGUUAUUAUUGUUUUAUAUUUAUCUUUAGUCACUAAGCACUGAACUAUACCUAUGUAACUAAUAAAAAAAUUGUUAUGCAUAAUAUGUCAUGAACACUGGCUGGAACCAUGAUGUUAAUAUGUUCUGUAAAGUACAAAAAUGUUUAUAUGGAUGUGUUUGCGUGUAUGUGUGUUUAAGGCAGGGGUGGCCGACCAGUGGCACACAGUCCAGAUCUGGCAUACUGGAUUACUAGAAGUGGCGUAAGUACGGCAGUAAGCAAUAAUUACUUUUAGCGAUUUUAAUAUUCAAAUCCUUUUCGGCAAAUGCGAUCUUGAUAUGUAUUUAGUUGGAAUAUGCAUAGUAUAAGAAUGCCUAAAAUUAUAUUGCAGCAAGAAGACGGGGGAUUAAAAGGAAGAAUGUUUCGCAAAUCAUAUAUAAACAUUGGCUGUGAACCAUGAAAUUUAUGUUCUUAAAAAGGAAAGUGAAGCCAGUCUUUGGUCAUUUUACAUACAUAUUGUGUUAAUGCGAUUAACUUCAAGGAAACGUGCUAUGUAUCUGCUGAUGAUGAUAUCACAACACUUAAGUUAUUUUAAGUGUUUGAUGUUUAAGGUUUUGGAACGAACAGGUGCACAUAUAAAAUGUAGAUCUACAUAUAGAGAGUAUAUUAAUAUGCCAUGUCCAA